AUGGUACCACAGCAUCCCCUGCCCUUCCUCCUGCCCCUCCUCUUCUGCUCCCCUCCUGCCUCUCCUCCCACCCCUCCCCACUCUGCUCCUCCCUCCGCCACCUCCCUCCGGCGGCCUCCCCGACGAUCUCUUCCUCGCCGCGCCCACUCCCUCUCCAUCACCUCCCCCGACUCCUUCUCCCGACUCCUAUCCCUCCACGGCGCCGACCUCGUCAAAAAGACCACCUCAACGCCUUUGGAAUCAUGGAGGGGAUCGGCGAGGCAGCGGAAGGUUCGGGCUUAUGGGAUUUACCCUUUGGCGUCUCUUUUUAAUCACGAUUGCUUGCCGAAUGCUUGUAGGUUUGAUUAUGUGGACGGGGUGGGUAGGGAUGGGAGGGGGAAUACGGAUAUUAUUGUGAGGGCGGUUCAUGAGAUAUCGGAGGGGAGGGAGGUUUGCUUGAGCUAUUUUCCGGUGAAUUGGGUGUAUAAGGAGAGGCAAAAGAGGCUGGGGGGGGGGUUUGGGUUUGUUUGUGAGUGUGAUAGGUGUUUGGUUGAGAGGGAGUGGAAGGAUGAGGAGGAGGAGGAGGGGAGUGAUGAGGGGAUGGAUGUUGAGGUGGAGAUGGAGGAGGAAGAUUUUCCGCAUGCUUAUUUUUUCGUGAAGUUUGUGUGUGAUGUCGAGGGGUGUGGAGGGACGUUGGCGCCUUUGCCACCAUCGAUGGAGGGAGUUGUGUCGGAUGUGAUGGAGUGUAAUGUGUGUGGGAGGUUAAAGAAGGAUGAGGAUUGUAAUGGGGACGGAGAUAUGGUUGACGACGAGUGAGAUGCUAUUGGAACGUGAUGAAGAUGUACAUUUUCAUGAGCUCUGGAGAAACUCAGCUUUGAAGAAGGUCAGUUUUGACCCGCUUCUUAAGAUUAUUCUCCGUCUAGAUUGAAUCUAGAUUAUAGCUAUGUUGUGAGAGUUUUCUGGCUGCAGUCUUGGGUUACAAAUAGAUUUCUGUAGUCUGUAUGGUUUUUCUUGGUUGUAGCAGUUUUUUCUACGUGAAACAUUAAUGUGAAGUAGAAUUAUGAGAGAGAUUUUUUCAUCUGAACUGUCUGCAGUCUCUCCUGGAGAGGAAUGUUAUGUAUUGAUGAUUCUCACUUAUAAACACCUUAAUAUAUGCGAUUUUUGUGCACUGCAGCAUCUUUUAAGA
Molecule: messenger RNA, 1165 nt
Organism: Asparagus officinalis (garden asparagus)
Lineage: Eukaryota; Viridiplantae; Streptophyta; Magnoliopsida; Asparagales; Asparagaceae
Product: histone-lysine N-methyltransferase ASHR2
Exons: 3
Coding region: 1-795 (264 amino acids)
Molecular function (GO): protein binding
Source: RefSeq, a predicted model, not a curated record